GGGGAGAAGAGGAGUUCCUGAGUACGAAUUGCGCAUGCGCGGCAGACAGCCUCCUCCUUUCAUUAAAGAGGGAAAGCGGGUUCAACACAGCGAUUCCGGGAUUGAAGCGCAUGCGCUUUAGUUUCUUUUCCCAAGGGUCCGGCUUAGUGAAGCUUCGGAUGGAAACGAGUACAAGACACUAGGGUUCCGUUGCAAGGCUUAAAAUUUUAUAAAUCUGUCAUUCGGUCCCACUCUGGCGGGUUUUCAGGUCACCUUCUUUGGGGACGUAGAGUGGGCCUCGGGGCGGGGACUUUGUGGAUUUGGAAAGUGCUUUCUGCAGAGUUUCCAAGUCCAACUCAAGAAAUCUCUGGGGACUUUGGGGGUGGAGCCAGGAGCAAGGGUGUGACAGGCAGAAUAGUCUAGCCAUCACGUUUAAAGGGACCGCACGCCUUUUAAAUGCCUUCUCUCUAUUUGGAAAUAAUGAAGGAUAGGGGCACCUUUUUCUGGGUCUCUUAGUAUUGGACCCCCUGGUCCACUCUUUUUGAAACUUGGAGAGUAUUUUGGGGGAAGGCACUGGAUGCUAUGCUAAAAAUUUGGUGCCUCUACCUCAAAAAACAGAACCCCAAGCUCCAGAUACUUGCAGAUCAAUUUUGCAUUGGGACUCAGUCUCCAUAGGGAAUAAUGGGGUGCCCAGCAGAUAUUUUCCUCCCCGCUUUCUGAUAACCGGAGGAAUCCCCUGCUCCCGCCUGGGGAUUGGCAACCCUAGUUGUGGAUUUGAAAGGGGAGCCUUUAGCGUGACGGACCACACGUGGUACAUGGAAGGUAAAGCUAUCCGAGGGCUCCACCGUCGCCGAUUCCUCUCGAGCACGAGUUUAGGUGGUAGUUUGGCAGUGUACUAAAAUAUGGCUGGGCAAAUAUCGGAAUCCGAUCAGAUCAAGCAGUUCAAAGAAUUUCUUGGGACGUAUAACAAACUGACGGAAAACUGCUUUCUGGACUGUGUGAGAGAUUUCACUAGCAGAGAAGUCAAGCCAGAAGAGAUGACCUGCGCAGAGCACUGCUUACAGAAGUACCUAAAAAUGACUCAGAGGAUAUCGAUGCGAUUCCAGGAGUAUCACAUUCAGCAGAACGAAGCGUUGGCUGCCAAAGCUGGACUUCUCGGCCAGCCUCGUUAAGGAAGGAGCGUCGGCGUUUGUUGCGUUGCACGUAAAGGUGCAUUUGUCACAACAGGCGCAGUUGGGAACGCCCACCGGCUCGGAACGGAACAGCUCAGGGACCGAUCGAGACGCAGAAACCCUCAGUGGCCGCCGCCACCGCCGCGUGCAACCGUGGCGCCGAUCGAGCCUGUUCCUAGAGCGUCCUCUUACCGUGCAGUGGAAUGAUGCUGAUAACUGCCUUCUCUGGAGACCUGCGGACUGGCUCUGCUACUUCCGGGGCUCGAGAGGGGGGAGGGAGCAACCCAGUGGGUCGCAUCCCACAACUCCACUCACGGUAUCGCCCUCCUCCGUUCCCGACAGCCUCCUUCUGGCACGGUUGCAAGCAGAGCAGCAGGGUGCGACCCACCGUUCCGUCACCUUCCCCCCCCCCAUAACGACGACGACUGUUCGUUUUGGAAAGAGGCGUGUUCGCUCUGAGAAUUAAAUCCCAAAGUGUCUAAAGCGACGUUUAUUUUUUAUUGGAUCAAAGUGAAAUAAAUGGAAGUGACUGUU
Messenger RNA from Heteronotia binoei (common prickly gecko), 1685 nucleotides. RefSeq names its product translocase of inner mitochondrial membrane 9 (gene TIMM9). Bases 882 to 1151 code for a protein of 89 amino acids. The transcript is spliced from 4 exons. NCBI's taxonomy places the organism in Eukaryota, Metazoa, Chordata, Lepidosauria, Squamata, Gekkonidae. The record is from RefSeq and is a predicted model, not a curated record.